Rhipicephalus microplus (southern cattle tick) is the source of this 1295-nucleotide messenger RNA. RefSeq lists its product as uncharacterized. Lineage: Eukaryota; Metazoa; Arthropoda; Arachnida; Ixodida; Ixodidae. Gene Ontology annotation, molecular function: DNA binding. The record is from RefSeq and is a predicted model, not a curated record. Gene Ontology annotation, biological process: negative regulation of DNA-templated transcription.
CCCCAGGUGGUCUAAAUUACCUGAGCCCUCCACUACGGCGGUCCUCAUAAUCAUAUAGUGGUUUGGGGAUGUUAGACCCCAACAACUAAUUAUUUCAGCGUAAAAAUAAAGACAAGAUAAGCUAAGACAACUGUUGAGGAGGAGGAGGAUUGAAGGAGGAAGGACAGGGAGGUUAGCCAAAGACAACUGUUGGCUUUCUUCUAGCCCUGUACAUCUGAUGAAAUGAUUAUGUCGAAUGGGUCAUUAACACUAAUUUAUCCAAAUGCACACUUUUCUCAGAUUGUUGUGGCAUGUACUAUCAGCAUCGAAUGAAAUGCAAACUGUGCAAAGCAUGAGCAGUGGCACAGUGCGUGCUGCCCUGUCAUCACUAUGGAAAUGCACAGUGCUACCAAACUGGAGCAUUGCGCAUCUGUCAACGGUGCUGACUGGAUGACUAUCAUUUCUAAUGCUUUCCACUGUUCACUUUUAAUUUGAAGCUGAUAGUGCAACACCUUACUUUAUAGGCUUUUAUAUUGAUUCAUAGUAUUACUGGCAAAUCUUUAUAAUUUUUUUUUAUCUUUUCAGUUGUAGAAAUGCUACAAGGGGGAAAUGUCUGGCAGCCUCGAGAGACACUUACUAGCAAAAGUGCCUCGCAGCUUCGAGGAACACUGGCAAGCGAAAGUGCCCCGCCUCCUAAGAAAGCACAGCAGACACAGCAGUCCCCUGCAGAUUUUCCGGAGACUGAGCGCAGAGAAGUUCAAGCUGAGAAAUCACACCCAGCUCCCACAGCAACGUCGCUGGCAUCAUGUGUCGACACAUCUACAGGAAGCCUGCAGAGCCAAUGCAAGCCUUCUGGAGAGCCACUGCCCACAGCUGACUCAAAGGCCACCGAUGUUCCAUUCACAGAAAUUGGUGGUGGCAAGUAUCAUGUGAAAAAUGGUCUAGUCAUCGGGAGCCAGCAAGCCGAGAAAAUAUUGGGCCACAAGAAACCUUCCCUUGUGGUAAAGGACAUGGCCCAAGCCAUAUGGGGCCGUGAAGGAUUGGCAGAACGCAGCUAUGGGGGGAAGCUAGCCCCCAAGGAUUACAAAAAUCCUACUGCGGUAGUGCGGAAACAGCUGAGCCCAGACAAGGUUGCUUUGAUUAUUGACACUGUGACACAUUGGGGCUCGUGCAAGGGUGUUCCUGUUAAAGAAACAGUGGAUAACUUGUCGACAAUUUUGUCGCAGAAAAUACAGGACAUCCGGCGCAACAAGAAGAAAGAAAACUAAAUGCUUGAAGUAUACCACUCAUGUAAAGUAAUAAAUUAUUAAAACUAA